Messenger RNA from Penicillium nucicola, 2178 nucleotides. It is a transcript of the gene catA, whose product is annotated as catalase catA. Lineage: Eukaryota; Fungi; Ascomycota; Eurotiomycetes; Eurotiales; Aspergillaceae. Gene Ontology annotation, molecular function: catalase activity; heme binding. Bases 1 to 2178 code for a protein of 725 amino acids. The record is from RefSeq and is a predicted model, not a curated record. The transcript has 3 exons. Gene Ontology annotation, cellular component: cytosol. Gene Ontology annotation, biological process: hydrogen peroxide catabolic process; response to oxidative stress.
AUGGCGAAUAAUGCAACUUCCAAGACUGCAGAUGGCAAGCUUGCUGAUCUGGAGAAAGACACUGUCGAUCUUAAUUCCAAGCAACAUAUGACUACCGACUAUGGCAUCAAGAUCUCGGACCCUGACCACUGGCUCCGCGUAGCUGAUGAGAAGAAGACCGGCCCUUCGCUUCUAGAGGAUCAGAUUGCCCGUGAAAAGAUCAUGCGAUUUGACCAUGAACGCAUUCCAGAGCGAGUCGUGCACGCCCGGGGAACGGGUGCAUUCGGCACAUUCAAGCUUUACGAGAGUGCAGAAGAUGUGACCUCUGCAGGUGUUUUGACAGACACUAGUCGGACAACACCUCUUUUCCUGCGUUUCUCGACGGUGCAGGGUAGCAAAGGAAGUGCAGACACUGUCCGUGACGUGCGCGGGUUCGCCGUUAAGAUGUAUACUUCCGAGGGCAACUGGGAUAUUGUUGGCAACAACAUCCCUGUAUUCUUCAUUCAAGAUGCGAUCAAAUUCCCUGAUGUGAUCCACGCCGUGAAGCCAGAGCCGCACAAUGAAGUACCGCAAGGUCAGAGUGCUCAUAACAAUUUCUGGGAUUUCCAGUAUCUGCAUCCCGAGGUGACGCAUAUGAAUCAAUGGAUUAUGUCUGAUCGAUCUAUUCCUCGCUCAUACCGGAUGAUGCAGGGCUUUGGCGUAAACACCUACUCUUUGGUUAACAAGGAGGGCAAGCGUCACCUUGUCAAAUUCCAUUUCACCCCUGAGCUGGGUGUUCACUCUCUUGUCUGGGAUGAGGCACUUAAGAUCAAUGGUCAAGAUCCCGACUUCCAUCGCAAGGACCUGAUGGACGCUAUUGAUGCAGGCCAAUUUCCUCGCUGGAAAUUUGGUAUUCAGGUCAUCCCCGACGAGAAGGCCGAUGAAUUCGAGUUUGAUCCUCUUGAUGCUACAAAGAUCUGGCCUGAGGAAUUGGUUCCUAUCCGUUACAUUGGAGAGAUGGAAUUGAACCGUAAUGUCGACGAAUUUUUCCCCCAGACAGAGCAGGUUGCAUUCUGUACUAGCCAUAUCGUCCCUGGCAUUGACUUCUCCAACGACCCCCUUCUUCAGGGCCGAAACUUCUCUUACUUUGAUACACAGAUCUCACGUCUGGGCCCUAACUGGCAGGAAUUACCUAUCAACCGUCCAGUCUGCCCGUAUAUGAACUUGGUGAACCGUGAUGGGGCUAUGAAGCAUCGCAUCACCAAGGGCACUGUCAACUACUGGCCUAAUCGAUUUGAGACCAAUCCGCCCGCUGCUCCAGAGCAAGGCGGCUUCACCAGUUUCCCGGAGAAGCAACAGGGUAUCAAACAGCGCGCUCUGUCGGAAAAGUUUAAAGAACACUUCAACCAAGCCCAACUGUUCUACAAUUCGUUGUCGGAAAUUGAAAAGAUGCAUGUUGCCAAGGCCUUUUCAUUUGAGCUGGAUCACUGCGACGAUCCGGUUGUUUAUAAGCGCAUGACCGAGCGUCUUGCAGCAAUCAGCUUGGAGCUUGCUCAGACUGUCGCCACCAAUGUUGGCGGUGAUACCCCAACUCAAGCCUCCAAAGAAAACAAGGGUCUCAAGUCCAAGGGAUUAAGUCAGCUGGAAUAUAUGCCAGAGAAACCUACCAUUGCGACGCGUCGUAUUGCUAUCCUUAUAGCCGAUGGCUUCGACUUCAACCAGUACAUCACCAUGAAGGAAGCCCUUCAAGCCCAGAAUGCAUUCGUCUUCACCAUUGGUGCUCAGCGCCAGGGUGUCACUUCGGAGUCGGGGCAGACAGUUGUACCCGAUCAUUUCUUCACAGGAAUGCGAUCCACUCUUUUCGAUGCCGUGUUUGUCCCUGGUGGAAAACAUGUCCAGGCGUUGUCAAAGAACGGUGUCGCCAAGCACUGGAUUUCCGAAUCAUUCGCCCAUCUCAAAGCCAUUGCCGGUGCCAAUGACGCUGUACCAUUCAUCCAGCGCCAGAUCAAUCUCCCAGAAGUCGAGGUUGCUCAGAGUGGCACCUCCCUCAAGGAGUCAUAUGGUGUCGUGACGGGACACGGAGAUGCAGCUUCCUUACUGAAAGUUGGCAAGAUUGGACCCGAUGCCAAGGGACUCGCUGAGCAGUUUAUUUGGCAUGUUUCCAGACACAGAAACUGGGCGCGUGAGUUGGAUGGACUUUCGGAUCAAAUCGCCGCCUAA